Striga asiatica is the source of this 1041-nucleotide messenger RNA. NCBI's taxonomy places the organism in Eukaryota, Viridiplantae, Streptophyta, Magnoliopsida, Lamiales, Orobanchaceae. The record is from the annotation of a GenBank genome assembly.
AGAACAAUUUCCUUUAAAUCUGAAUCAAAUUUGGCCACUUUUGCAGUUUUGCUCAGGUCGCCGGAGGGUGUUUUUUUCCCGAUCACAAGCUUUUCCGAUGAGCGUGUUCGGCGGCGACAGCUGGGGGCGUGAGGCGCAAUGCCGGAAGAGGAGAGUCGACGAUCUAUUAAUCGACGGCAUCGAAGCUUCUGCUUACAAGAGGCUUGCGAAUGGCAAAUUCGCUUGCCUUGUUUGCCCCCAAAAUCCCGUUCUCGACACCCCGAUUAUGCUCUCAGUUGCAUACUCUUCUCCUAUUGAUGACAGUGGCUGCAAUUUUAGGGGAAACGUUAGGGUUUCUUCGUAUAUGAGGAUUUUGGUUUCAAUUUUGUUGCUUGCUAAGACACAUGUGAAUGGCUCACGCCACAAAGCUGCCGAGUCGAGGCAUAGAGAACGAGAAUUGUAUAUACAACAAGAAGCGAAAAAACGAUCACAAUUACCAGAUUGUGUUAUCUCCAAUCGUUUGAUCGGUCAUCGGAAAAUGAAUUCCCAAAAGCCUUUGAUCAAACGAGCCAGGAAGGCUGCAUCUGAGGUGUUUCUUGGCCAAGCUACUCAGCAUAAUCCGAAAUCUGAAGCCGCUCAUUCAACGGUGCCAAGUAUUGAAAGUUGUAGCGGUUGUGCUAAAGGCAUUCAAAUUGAAAGCACAGACAAAGGGUCUGUUAGAAAGGUACCGAAAUUGGACUAUAGAGAACAGGUAGAGAGGGAGCUCAAGUUCACGGCUGCCGGGUGGAAACGAGAUUGCCAUGGCAGAUGGUUCAAGGAUGAGAAUGCCGAGUUCGAUUCUGAUGAAGAGGACCCGAACCUAGUCUUGAACGACGCCACUUGACGCUCGGGAAAUUAUCAUUAGGCAGAUGAACCUACAGUGUGAAGAUGGUGGCCAAGUGGUGAAAGUAAUUUAUUGUACACAAGUCUAGUGAUGUACGGUACACAAGUUCGCCAGUAAGCAAAGCGAAGUUACCAGAAGGACUUGGAGACUUUUAGGGAGGCAAGAGAGACUAAUGCGCA